This is a messenger RNA of Vespula vulgaris, 1757 nucleotides long. Its product is annotated as tRNA pseudouridine(38/39) synthase. Gene Ontology annotation, cellular component: nucleus; cytoplasm. Gene Ontology annotation, molecular function: pseudouridine synthase activity; RNA binding. The record is from RefSeq and is a predicted model, not a curated record. Gene Ontology annotation, biological process: mRNA pseudouridine synthesis; tRNA pseudouridine synthesis. The coding region runs from base 345 to 1622 and encodes 425 amino acids. The transcript is spliced from 6 exons. Lineage: Eukaryota; Metazoa; Arthropoda; Insecta; Hymenoptera; Vespidae.
AGACAUCUAGUGGCGAAUUGAAAAAGCUUCUGCAUUGUAUUUGAUUCUACAUUUUCAUUAUAAGCAUGUGUUUCAUUUUGGGUUAAUUGUCUGUUUUAUAUGUAGAAGCAGAAUGCGAGAAGAUUAAACGAUAUAUAUAAAAAGGAUAUAUAUAAAAAGUGAAGAUACUUCUCAUUAUUAUAAAUAUUGAAAGUUGUCAUUAUAAUUUAUUUCAUUUGUGUAUACAGAAUCAUUAAAGUAUUUUGCUAAUAUAAAUAUUUGAAAGAAAACUAUUUUCCUUUUUGUUUUAUUAACGUUAAUUAUUAGUAAUUAAUAUAUAUGUAUAUUUAUUUAUAAUUGUAAUUAUGGCAAAAGUUAUUACGAAGAAAAAGAAAUUGAAGAGAUUAUCUACUAAGGAAGAGUUGGAGCUUUCUGAUAAAUCGGAAUUAAUAGAUAAAAUAUUGCAAUUAGAAGCUUAUAAUAUGCAACUUCAAACGAUACUUAAAAAAACUGAAACGAAUGAAAUGGAACGAACGAAAUGUCAUAAUAAGACUCAAAAACAGUUUGAUUUCACAAAGUGUCACAAAAGACAUAUUUUAUUAAAAUUGUACUACUUAGGUUGGGAUUAUGAUGGUUUUACAUGUCAAGAAGGAAAUAAUAAUACUAUUGAACAUCAUUUAUUUUCUGCUUUAAUAAAAAGUUGUUGUAUAGAGUCUCGUGAAAAAGCAAAUUAUCAUCGUUGUGGUAGAACAGAUAAAGGUGUUAGUGCUUUCUCUCAAGUAAUUAGUUUAGAUGUACGCAGCAAAUUGGAACCUGAGAAACAAAGUGAUUUACAAAAUGAAUUAUCAUAUUGUAAAAUAUUAAAUCGUUUACUUCCUCAAAAUAUAAGAUGCAUAGGUUGGAGUCCAGUUCCAAGUGAUUUCUCUGCUAGAUUUAAUUGCAAGGAUAGGACAUAUAAAUAUAUUUUUCCUAGAGGAAAAUUAAAUAUUGAUGCUAUGAAUAAAGCUGCUAAAUAUACUAUAGGCACACAUGAUUUUCGAAAUAUUUGUAAAAUGGAUGUUGCCAAUGGUGUGAUAAAUUUUAAAAGAAGAAUAAUUGAUGCUACAGUUUCUGUAAAACAAAAUGAUUAUAAUAAUCCAGGAUAUGAUAUAUGUGAAUUAAAAAUAACAAGUCAAGCUUUUCUUUGGCAUCAAAUACGUUGUUUAAUGGGAGUAUUAUUACUAGUAGGCCAAGAAAAAGAAAAACCAGAAAUUAUUUUAAAGUUACUUGAUAUUGAUAGUUAUCCAUGCAAACCUCAAUACAAUCUAGCUUGUGAAAUUCCUUUAAAUCUUUAUCACUCAGAAUAUGAAAAUAUCAAAUGGUUCUAUGAUAAAGAUGAAUUUAUAAAGGUUAUAAAAAUUUUACAACAAGACUGGUCAAUAAACACUGUGAAAUCAGCUAUGAUUAAAGAUAUGUUAAUGGAUUUAGAAAGUUUACAAAAUUGUACAGAUACAACAUUUCAAAAUGAUUGUUUACUUCUCGGUGUGCAUUCAAAAGUUUAUCAACCUUUAAUGGAAAGAGUAACUUGUGAAAGUUUAGAAAAUAGAAUAAAGCAUUACCAAAAAAAGGGUAAAUUUGAAUUAAUGAGUUUAAGUAAUAUGUAAUACUUACGAUUAUCGAUAUUUCGGUAAGAAAUGUAAUCUUUGAAAACAAAAAAAUGAGACUAAAUACAGUUAUAUCUAUUUUCAAUAUGCCAAACUUGUACCUUUACAUUUGAUAAUUACAGAUUAUUUAUCGUA